CAGUGGUCAAUGGCGUAGGAGACGAAAGUGAUUUUGCAGACAAUAUUUGGAAUGCAUUUCGUUAUUUAGUGGAUUGUUUGUGUCGCGCAUAGAACAAAAUGGUUUUCGAAUCACUAGUUGUUGACCUUAUCAACAAGUACCUUGGCGAUUAUGUUGAGAAUUUGGACAGAUCCCAGCUGAAGUUGGGUAUUUGGGGAGGAGAUGCAGUGUUACAGAACUUGGAUUUGAAGGAAAGUGCAUUGGAUGAUUUAGAUUUACCAGUGAAAAUCAAAGCAGGCCAUAUAGGAAAACUUACAUUGAAAAUACCAUGGAAAAAUUUGUAUACAGAGCCAGUUGUUGCAACAAUAGAUGGUUUAUAUGCCUUGGCUGUACCUAAUGUUGCUGUAAAGUACAAUGAAGAAAAAGAAGAAAAAGCAAAACAAGAAUCUAAACAGAAGAAAUUACAGCAGAUUGAGGAUGCCAAGAAACUGGAGGCUGACAAAGAUAAGCCAAAAGAGGUCAAGAAGGACUCAUUUGCAGAAAAAAUGGCAGCACAGAUCAUUAAAAAUCUACAAGUACAAGUGUUGAAUGUUCACGUUAGAUAUGAAGAUAAAUACUCCAAUCCUAAACGUCCUUUCUCCAUUGGUGUGUCGCUGAAGGAGUUACUCUUCCAGACAACAGAUGAGAACUGGAAACCAUGUGUGAUAAAGGAGGCAGUUACACAGAUUUUUAAGCUCAUCAAACUGGAUUCUUUAGCUGUAUACUGGAACCCUAACUCAGAACAAUUUGAUGGCAAGGACAAGGCAACAGUUUUGUCUAAAUUAACCAGUGGUGUGGCAGAUAGUGAGAAAGAUCCUGGCUUCCAAUAUUUGAUAAAACCCAUCUCUUCAGUGGCCCACCUGAGACUGAAUACAAAACCAGAGCUCAACAAAUAUACCAUUCCUAAAAUAUUUAUGACAAUUGUUUUUGAUGACAUUAGUGUAGGACUAUCAAAACUUCAGUUUGAUGAUGUUUUAGAAAUGUUAGAAUCCUUAGAGAGAAUGAACCUGCUGAGUAAAUACAGGAAGUACAGACCAGAUGUUCCUCACAAGAAACAUACAAAACAAUGGUGGCACUAUGCAAUGAAUAGUGUACUUGAAGAAGAUAUCCGUAACAGAAGGAAGAUGUGGUCCUGGUCUUAUAUAAACCAACAUAGGAAUACUAUGAAACAGUAUAGAGAGGCGUAUGUUAAAAAACUAGACGGCAAAAAGGUUUCUAAAGAACUUCAGAAAACUCUAGAUGAUUGUGAAAAAGUGUUAAAUGUGUUCAGUAUCACAUUGAUGAGACAACAGGCAGAGGUCGAGGCAGCUAAACUUGGUGCUAAGAAAGCUCAGGAGAAAGGAAGUGGAUGGUUUGGUGGCUGGUUGGGUGGCAAGAAAAAAUCAGGCGAAAAGAAAGAAGAUAUAAAGGACAAAUUCCAAGAGCAGUUUACAUCAGAUGAGAAAUCUAAGUUAUAUGAUGCUAUUGGAUAUGAGGAAAAUGAAGCAGAUCCCACACUUCCUAAAGAAUUUGUUGCUUUGAGAUUGGUGACAAAGCUAACCAAGAUGUCCAUAACAUUGAGAGAUGAUGCCUCAAAAGAUUCUCAUGUGAUAAAGUUACAGCUCAAGGAUGUUUUCAGUUCUGUUGGACAGAGGCCUGCUGCUAAUGCUAUAAUGGUUGAGGCCAAGAUGGACAAGUUUACAGUGCAGGGCACUCCACAAAAUGGACAGUCUCCAUACAUGGCCUUGUCACAGACCAAAGAGGCUGACCAAGUCUACUCAUUGCUCAAUGCAUGGUUUGAAACUAAUCCAUUAGAUGGCGCUUGUGACACCAGAGUUAGGCUUAAUAGCAGACCCUUACAGAUUAUUUACGAUGCUGUGACAAUAAACAAUUUGGUCAAGUUCUUCAAACCACCAGAGCAUGUAUAUCUACAACAACUUUCAGAGGCAGCAGUGGCUAAGUUUGAACAGAUUAAGGAACAAUCGGCAACAGGACUACAACACGCCAUAGAACAGAGGAAAUACACUGAGAUAUCUGUUGAUCUACAACCAUCUUAUGUUAUCAUACCAGAUAAAGGCUACUAUACAAAAGAUGGUAAAGCACUUAUCCUUGACCUUGGUAACUUGAAGGUUGCUACUGAGAAGAGCCAAUCCAAAUACUCAAAAGGACAACAGCUUUGGAAGGUUGGAAUGAAUAUCAUACAAGAAAGGCCAAAAAUGAUGGAAACUGUGGAAGAAUUGAUGAAACGAGCGUAUGAUAGAUUCAAUAUUACACUUGGCAGAGUGCAGGUCUUGUUCUCAAGUUCAGGAGAGGAGUGGAGAGUAUGCAGAAAGCAGCCUAAAUCACCUAUGCAUAUAUUAGAACCUAUCUCUAUAAAUAUUGUUCUACAGAAAUGUAUGUUCGACAAAGAUCCUAGAAUGGCCAAGAUGAAGGUGUCAGGAGAACUGCCAUUGUUAAAGUUGAAUAUGUCUGACCAAAGACUUCAUGAUCUCAUAGGGUUGGCUGACAGUAUACCUCUCCCAGAGUCAGCUCCUACACCUAAAGAGGAGGUCUUCCUUGCCAAGACUGAGAAGGAACUUAGAAUGGAAGACACAGCCAUUGUAGCAGCAACACAGGCAUUGAUACCUGGUCAACCGGAAACUAAGCAAAUUGAUAGAUCUCCUUCACAAGAAUUUACCAACUAUACAGAUAUGGAACUCAACUUUGAAAUCAAACAGGUUGAUAUCAAUAUAUCCCAAGUAGACAAUGGUAAGGAUAUUCCCGUGUUGAGAUUAGUGGUUGUCUCCCUUGGAACCAAGGUCACCAUGUGUACGUAUGAUAUGAAUGUAGCAGCGUAUCUAGGAGGAGUCUAUGUACAACACAGGAAGUUUGUCGCGCCGCCUGGAUACAUCCAGAAAGGAGACCCUCCAGAAGUGGACGGUCCUGUGGUCAACAUUGUUAAUACCCCUGGUGAAGAUGGAAUGAAAAACUUACUGGAAGUUCAAUAUCUCAAGGCAAAUAAAUAUGGCCCAGAAUUUGCAACAACAUAUAAAAAUAUAGAACAAAAAAUCGAUGUGACAUUUACCAGUCUAGAGGUGCUCCUUCAUCAGGAGGCAUUAUUAAAUGUGUUAGAAUUAGUAGAAAAAUUAAAACCAGCACCAAAACCAACAACAGAGGUUGCUAAGACAACAGAAGAAGGGAAAGACAAAGAAAAAACAGAGGAAAAGGAGGAGGAAAAGAAAAAGGCUAUAAAGAAAAGAAAAGAUACAGGUGUAAUAGAUAUCCAGGUGAAUGCCACACUCAACGAGUUUCAGGUGGCACUGUGUACAGAACAAAAAUAUAUCACUGAUGUCAGGAUUAAAGGUAUCCAUGCUGGUGUUACCAUGGAGACAGGAAUGAUGACUGUGACUGCUACCUUAACAGCCAUUUCUAUAUUGGAUCCUUGUCACGGAACUCUGUACCCUAAGAUAAUGGACAUUGAAGAAGGAGGUAAAGUACUGACCACUAAGUUGGUGAUAUAUGAUGACGCUACAAAGGGAGAUAAUUACUCCGUUCUGACGAAUGUGGAUACAAGUGUGGAAGUGGAUAUUGGGUGUAUACGACUAGUCUUCCUCAAUAAGUUUGUUGGAGAUAUAUUGGGCUUUCUUAAUAAAUUCUUAGAUGGCAUGCAGGAACAGCUGAACAAAGCAAAGGAAUUAGCAGCUGAAUAUUCUAAAGAUGUGGCACAAAAACUCCAGGAGAGGGCGCCAAGAGUCAGUCUCAAUGUUAAAAUGAAGGCUCCUGUUAUAAUCGUUCCACAGAAUUCUAAAUCUAAAAACGCCCUUGUGGCUGACUUUGGAAGUUUGAGUGUUCAAAAUUCUUUUAGUAAAGCAGGAGAAUCCGAAAAUAAGAUUCCAUAUGUGCUUGACAAAAUGGUAGUGGAGCUUACAUCAUUGAAAAUGAGCAGAGCUGUUAUUGGGAAGAAGCUUGCCAUAGAAGAUGAAAGCUUGAUACUAGAACCAGUAACUAUAACAGUCUCUAUCACUAGGAACUUAUCUGCAGCCAUGUUUACCGAGCUCCCUGCCGUUGACAUUACAGGAGUGAUGAAAUCAGUCAGCGCCAAACUGAGUCAGACGGACUUUAGUCAGAUCAUGACAACUCUGAAUGAGAAUUUGACGGAAGGACAGGUACCGAUUCCUCAUUCAACAGAAGUAGCUCUUGGUGAACUCACAGACAAAGAAGUUAUGGAAUCACAUGUCAUUCCUCCGCCAUUGUCAAGACAACCAUCUGAAGAGCUGACAUGUAAACUGAAGUUUAACUUUGAGAUAGAAAGUUUAAGUGCCACACUUUAUAUAGGGCAAGAGGAUUUGAUGGCACAGAGAUCAGACAAAGCAGCCCUUGGUAAGGUGGAGCUACAAGUGAUAGCUGUUUCUGGAAAACAGAUGUCUGAUGAAUCAAUGGAGGUCAAGGUCAUUCUCAAGGACAUGGUACUGGAUGAUUCUAGACAACACAAGGUUAAUGGCAUCACCAGCCCUGAUAUCAUUACAAGAAUGAUACAGCGGAGUAAAUCCCGUUUGUCAGAGGAGGGAUCUAGUAACAUGAUUGAUGUCAGCUUUAAACAGGACUGUAGUAAAGAUUCUAAUGUUGAUAUCAGAGUGAACAGUUUGUACAUCUGUGUGUGUCUGGAUUAUCUCAUGUCCCUAGGAGAUUUCUUCACCAAAGGCAUGCCACAGAAAGACAAAGGAGAGGUUGUAAAACAAGAAACCAAACCUAGCAAAACACAGAAGAAAGUGAAAGAAGAUCUGCCUCCUCCACCAUCUAAUUGUAUGGACAUUGUUGUCAAGAUAGAAAAACCAGAGAUAAUCCUGAUUGAAGAUCAACUUAACCCUAACUGUAACUGUCUCGUACUGGAUAUGGAAGUUAUUUUCAAGAUGAAGAUCCACCCAGAAUCCCAAGACAUGUCGGCCAAUGUUAGAGAUUUACAGAUAUUUUCCUGUGUCUUCAGUAAGAGGAGAUCUGUUCAAGCACAGAUAUUAAACCCAUGUGAGAUUUCCUUCUACAGUAAAACACCUUAUGGUAAAGGUGCCCACAUGGACAUAGCGACCUCAGACUUAAUCCUCAACAUAUCUCCUGCCACCAUCAAAACCAUGUCUGGGAUCAGUGCAGCUCUGGCUGCAAAGCCUGGUUCAGAGGAUGAAACCAGUAAAUAUACAGUACCAGCUGACUUGUGGGAGGUCAAAAAGCUACAUGAAACAGACUUCUGGUUCCUUAAAACAGGGGAGGAGGUUGAACUGGAACCAGAAGAAAUCUUAGAUGAACUGAUUGAAGAAGAAACCAGAUCAGAACAGAGUACAUCAGAAAUGUUGAUUGCUAAGAUACCAACUAUGGUUAUCAAGAUAGAAGGAGGUGUGGGAAAGAGGACUGUUCCAUUAUUAAUAGUGGAAGCUUCCUUCUCAGGAGAGGUCAAAGAUUGGAGUUCAAAGUUAAGUGUAGAGAGUACAUUAAAGUUAGAAGUAGCCUACUACAAUGAGAAGUUAUCAGUCUGGGAACCUCUACUAGAACCUGUUGUGGAGGAUGGUAAAAUGAAACGCUGGGAGUUAGGACUCGAGGUGAUGAUGAAUGAUGACCUACCACCUCCUCCUGAUGAGGAUGGAGAUUCUGUAGACAUAGUACUGCCUCCUCCUAAGAUGACCGUUACAGUUUUCUCCCAUGACGAAAUGCAGUUGACAAUGUCCAAGACUUGUUUAGAAGUUCUACAAAAUCUUGGAAAGUCCUUUGGAGAUGCAUACAGAUUGGUAGAGCCUUCAGAGAAAGCAGGGGAGAUCAUUUCUCCUUUCUGUGUACAGAACCAGACAGGGCUAGAAAUUGUUAUGAAACUAGACAAUUCUUUUGAGAUGCCCCAGGAUGCAGAUAAUUUCAAGGUUAAGAUGACACCAGACAGACGGUUAGAACUGUGGAAUAAAAAGAAAGGGUUGAGUAGAAAGGCUUCAGUCAUUAAGGCAGCACAAGAAGGAGAUGAGAAAAAGUUCAUAUUCCAGAUUGAACAAUUCAAUGCUACAAGAGAGGUGACUGUAAAGAGAGCAGAAAAGAGAUUAUACCAAAUCAAUCAUAAAACCUACCCUGGUGACAUCUGGUCAGUUAUAGUCAAUACAGAGACACCUAUUGGUCAUAAAAUAUUGUCUAUACAGUCCAUGGUUCAGAUAAAGAACCAUUUUGAGAUACCAGUAGAAGUAUUCUAUAAAGAUGAUGUCAAUGUUAAAUCCUGUGGGGUCGUGGCUCCAGAGGCUAACUUCAGUGUUCCAUUACAAGCUGUGUAUACCCCAGGGGGAGAGUUCCUCUUUAAACCAGUCUAUGAAAACUACCAAGUAUCCAAGGACACAGUGUCGUGGAGGGGUGCAGAAAAUUUAGGAACAGUCCAAUUGGCUUGUCAAGGGGAGUCAGGACACAGUGCUUUCUAUAUAUCUGUGAGAGCAGAGAUAGAGAAUGUAUAUUUUGAUAGUGGAGAUACAUUGUCAGCCAAGUCAUUUAUAUUCCAUCUAUCACCCACUGUUAUACUACACAACCUUCUACCUUAUCCAAUCAGAUUCCAGUUAGAGGGAACAGAAGACCACACAACUCUUCAGAAAGGAAAGAACACAGCUCUAUUGAACGCUUGUGUUGGCAAAUCUAAUGUAGAAAUUGUGAUACCAAUUUAUGAAGGUAAAGAAUGGAUAGGACACAGAUCUAUAACUAAUGAUCUACCAGAACUAUCCAUGCUGACAUUUGAAGCGUAUGAAGGUGCUCAACAAGUAACACAAAAUCUAGGUUUACAUUGUAAAAAGAAUGAUGGGUGUCUGGACAUAUCUGUCUACAGUCCUUACUGGAUGGUUAACAAAACAGGACAGGACCUGUACUACAAGGCGAGUGAUGGGGAAGAUUUCACAACACAUGGCCAUGACAACUUGGAUAUUGUGAUGUUCUCGUUCAAACAGAAAACACUUUUCAGUACAAAGAAAAAAAAAAAUAAACACAAUUUGAAGUCUGCUUUGGCUGAGCCAGUGUAUCUUGCUGAGUCUACGCUCUCAGCGACAGAAAUCAAGGAGUACCGUAAACAAAUGAAAUGGAAGGAUGCUAAGGGCAAGGAACCCACUAAGGGAAAGGAACCUAGUAAGGGCAAGGAACCUGCUAAGGGGAAGGAACCAGACCAAAAGAAAACAAAGGAAUGGAAACAAAGUGGGAAAGCUUCUUUGAAGAUAGCCACUUCUGAAUGGUCAGAUAAGUUUUCCUUAGACACUGUAGGAAGUUCUGGUGAUGUACUAUGUAAGAGCACCAAGAAACAGACAUUUAGUGUUGGAGUAAAGAUCACACUGUCCAGUAGUGGUUUAACCAAGAUUUGUACUUUUACACCAUUCUACAUGUUACUCAACACUUCUGAGUAUUCCUUACUGUGUCAAGAAACAGGACAAGAAGGAGAUGACUGGAUACAAGUGGCUUCUAAAGAGUGUAAGCCAUUUUGGCCAGUGCAGUCUGGGAAAGAUUUGACAAUGAAAGCCAAGUUUUCAGGAUCAGCUGUGGAAACAUCUCAAUUCCUGUUCAGUAAGCCACAUACUUCAUUGAUGAAACUAUUAGAUCAGCAUGGUGGACUGAAUGUUGAUUGUCAAGUGACUGAGUCUGCUACUGUUGUAACCUUGAGUGAAUACAGUGAAGGUAUGGCCACAGUUCUACUGGUCAACCAUACAGAGAAAGCUAUGAUACACUUUCAUCAAAGUGGUUUGAAGACAGAACAUGUACUGAAUGCUCAGCAGUAUAUGUUGUACACCUGGGAGAUGGCUACUGGCAAAAGGGAGGUAAUAUGGUCGUGUGGAGAGAAAAAGGACACCAAAAAUGAUUUACAACAGGAUGGAAUAGGAGAAUUCUUUGCCAACUCUGACAGUAAGAUAUACUGGGUAUCCUUCCUCAAUGGUAUGCAGCGUGUUCUAUUGUUUACUGAAGAUCUGGCCUUGGCAACCAUAGCUCAGGAGGCAGGAGAAUUAGAACGUAUAGAACAAGAAAUCAACAUCUGUAUACAAGGUCUGGGUCUGUCACUCGUCAAUGAUUACAAACAGAAGGAAGUGGCUUAUUUAGGAAUUACAAGCUCAGGAAUUAUAUGGGAAGAAAAGAGGAAGAGAUUUAGAGCUCUGACUGUAAAGGCUGGAGAGACAUUGGAGAAAGGGUACCAGAAAUAUGCUAAUGAGUUAGAGAUGGGUCAUACUCCAGCUUCUAAAGUUCAUCUGGAAAAUAAAAUGGAGGUUGACUGGAAUGAAAUGAUGAUGUAUAAACCCAACAAAAGACAGAUCAGAAGGAGUUUUCAGGAGGGAAUAUGGCUGCAAUACAAAACAUCACCUCAUCAGAUACAACUACAUGCUAAGAUACAAAGGCUUCAAUUAGAUAACCAGAUGAGUGAUGCCACAUUCCAGACAGUGUUAGCCCCUACACCUCUGGCUAAGUCUAUAGCAGCAGAGAGUAUACCUAAACCAUUUACAGAGUUGAGUAUGAUGCAGAGAAAACAUGAACACAUUGAAAUGUCACAGUUCAAAUAUUUCAAGGUGCUGACACAAGAAAUGACAUUAAAAGUAGACCAGGGCUUCCUUAAUGAACUGAUAGAACUUUUUUCCUCAUCAGACAGUGUGUCCAGAGAUCAGGAGACGACACUAAUGGAAGAAGAUUACAAGAGAGUACAUGUGACAUUGAUUGAGGACGCUGGCCUGUCUCUGGCACAGGAACAGAAAAACUUCUACGAUUAUCUUCAUUUCUCUCCAAUUAAGGUCCAUCUAAGUUUCUCCUUACAAGGAGGAGGGGGUGAUGGUAAACAGACAGCUAUCCAGUCUGAUGUUAUCAACAUAUUCUUACAGAGUGUGGGAGUGGUCCUCACUGAUGUACAAGAUGUUGUCUUCAAAUUGGGAUAUUUCCAAAGAGAGCAUAAGUUUUAUAACCAGAGUCAAAUGACCGGUGAAAUGACCAGACAUUAUGCUUCACAGGCUAUCAAACAGAUGUAUGUGUUGGUGUUAGGUUUGGAUGUGUUAGGAAAUCCCUUUGGACUGAUCAGAGGAAUGGCUGAGGGAAUAGAAGACCUAUUCUAUGAACCUUACCAAGGAGCUAUACAGGGUCCUGAAGAGUUUGCAGAAGGUCUAGCUCUCGGUGUCAGAAGUCUGUUUGGUCAUGCUGUUGGUGGCGCUGCAGGAGCUGUAUCCAGAAUAACUGGUGCCCUGGGUAAAGGUAUAGCUACAUUAACCUUGGAUGAUGACUACCAGAAGAAACGGAAGGAAGCUAUGAACAAACGUCCAGCCAAUGUCAGAGAAGGGUUUGCUAGAGGUGGUAAAGGACUAGUUAUGGGUGUAUUUGAUGGAGUAACUGGUAUUGUGAGGAAGCCAAUAGAGGGCGCUCAGACAGAAGGUGUGGGUGGAUUCUUCAAAGGUUUGGGUAAAGGUUUGGUUGGUGUUGUGACAAGACCUACCAGUGGUGUUAUAGACUUUGCCAGCAGCUCUUUUGAAGGCAUUAAAAGAAUAGCAGACAUGUCAGUUGAGGUCAGAAGAUUAAGAAAUCCCAGAAUCUUCAGCGGUGAUAAAAUCAUACGACCCUACAACAGGCGUGAAGCUGAUGGCUAUAUGAUCUUACAAGAGACUGAGAAAGGAAAGUUUGCUACAACAGAUCAUUAUGUUGCCCAUGCAGUGAUCAGUAAAGACGGCAGACAUGUUCUCAUUAUAACUGAUAAGAGAGUAAUUUAUGCUAACCGUGGUGAGAUAUUUGGUCACUGGGAUGCUGAAUGGUCCUAUACAUGGGGAGAGAUUAAAGAGACACCUAAAAGAAAUCCAAAAGGCAUUGAAAUAGUACUGAAGGAGAAAGAGAAGAGAAAGUUUCCAUUUGGAAGUAGUUCUGCAAAGAAAGAUGUUCAUAUAUUUAAUCCACAGACUGCUGAUUAUGUCCAUGGAAAGAUAGUAGAAGCAAUGAACAGACAUAAAUAAACUGUGAAAAUCUACCGGACAAGAUUGGAAUUCCAUGGAAAAAUGACAUCUACAGGACAAGGUUGGAAUUCCAUGGAAAAUUGACAUAGAAGGAAAAUAAUAUUCAUUCUUACUAUAGAACAAUGUAUUGUUAAAGAGAUUGUAAACUUGCCUAAUAUGUGAAUACUCUGUAAAAUACACAUAGUAUAUGUAAAAUACACAAAGUAUAUGUAAAAUACACAUAGUAUAUGUAAAAUACACAUAGUAUAUGUAAAAUACACAUAGUAUAUGUAAAAUACACAUAGUAUAUGUAAAAUACACAUUAUAUAUGUUUGGUACAUAUAGCAUAUGUAAAAUACAUAUAGUAUAUGUGAAAUACACAUAGUAUAUGUAAAAGGACACAUUAUAUAUGUUUGGUACAUAUAGCAUAUGUAAAAUACAUAUAGUAUAUGUGAAAUACACAAAAUAUAUGUAAAAGGACACAUCAUAUAUGUUUGGUACAUAUAGCAUAUGUAAAAUACAUAUAGUAUAUGUAAAAUACAUAUAGUAUAUUUAAAAUACACAUACACAUAGUAAAUGUAAAAUACACAUAGUAUAUUUUUGGUAGAUUAUUAGAACCAUGCAGCUCAAUAUAUGUGCUUUUAUUUUAUUUUUCUAAGGUUGAUGGAAUUCGCAUAAUAUAUAACUGCUUCACUCAAAUCUUGUUCUUGAAUCAAUAAGAAAUUUAAUACUUAUUUUAUUAAAUGAUCAAGUUUAAAUUUUAUUAAACUUGGUUUUAAGAUUUGGAGUAUAUGUGUAUAUUUGUAAUAUUAUUUUUUAAUACUUAUAACAUCUCAGUAUCUAGUCUGUGUAGGUCCCCUAUGAUUGUAUAUGUGUUAUUACCCAGUAUAUAACUGUUCUUGAAAGGAGUUAUGUUUGCAUGAUAUGCAUAUUUGCCUGAAUGGGUUCAUUAUAAUUUUAAAACAAUUUUCAUCCAAUUUUUAUUUGACAGCAUAAAAUUAGGCCAAUGGCAUAAAUAAUUUACCUAGCAAUUGCUGGAAUUAGAUAUUUGAUAUUUACAAGGGGGUUAACAUCUGAGAAGAGAAAUACAUGGAAUAGUCUAGCCCUUUCAAUGCUACAACCUUAACAAAAAGUGUAUACAUAUUUUGGUGAGAGGGUGAAAGAAGGGGAUUGUUUAUUUAACUAUGGUUUAUUAUAUGAAAAUGGCAUUUUUAAAAGGUUUGCUUUUUUUAUGGUCGAUUGACUGAAACAAUUAUUUUUCUUUUAUAAUCUUGGUUGGUAUAUAGUCAGCCUGUCCUGGUAUCUGUCUAUCUGUCUGUCCGUCUAUUAAAUUAUCUGCUAGUGUGCCUUGUUAAAGCAACUACUCCUAAUCUGAUAGAAGAAGCUUUGGAAACAGGAAUUAACUUUUGUGUAUUGUUUUUGAUUAUUUUUAUUUUGUUACAUAUCAUUUGUUCCAUUCCCCUGUUAUUUAUCAUUUGUUAAUCAUUUAUAUAUCUUAGAUAUAAACUGCUUGUACUUUUAUUAUUCUUUUAUUAAAUAAAAGCAUUUGUUGUUGUUUUGCAAUUUUUAUUUUGUUAAUGUCUUUUUUUUUUAAAUAUUUUUUCAUAUUUCAAUUAAUUUUUGUAAACAAGGUUGAAAUAUAUUAAAUAUUGUCUUGCAUGGUGUGUUAAUAUAGAUACAAUGUAAUUGGCAUACAAUUCUACAAGUUUUGAAUAAAUGUUUAGUGACUUACAUUUUUUUGUGAUUAAUUUUAAAUUAUUAAAAAAAAAUCAUGUAUCCCUGUAUUGUAUUGUGUUUUUAUGGUUUGAUUUUACUGCUCUGAUUAAUAUUAUAUGAGAAUAUCAGGUAAUCACAUAUUCUGUUUAAAUUUGUAUGCUUGGAUGUAAACAUGUAUUUAAAGUGCAAUAAAUCUAUGCUUAAACCAA
Mytilus trossulus (common blue mussel) is the source of this 11839-nucleotide messenger RNA. Its product is annotated as intermembrane lipid transfer protein VPS13A-like. Bases 99 to 9935 code for a protein of 3278 amino acids. Gene Ontology annotation, biological process: protein targeting to vacuole; protein retention in Golgi apparatus. The record is from RefSeq and is a predicted model, not a curated record. NCBI's taxonomy places the organism in Eukaryota, Metazoa, Mollusca, Bivalvia, Mytilida, Mytilidae. The transcript has 84 exons. Gene Ontology annotation, cellular component: extrinsic component of membrane.